AUGUCAACCCUCUCGGAGUACUCGUUUCUCGAACAGGAGUUCUUCGCUGGCUUUGGUCUCAACUCCGACUCCGACUGGGACGGGUUCAGUGUUCCUUCGUCCCAAAGCCUUUUAACCUUUUCAAACAGCUCAGGCUUACUUCCUCGUUCUAAUAAGCUGUCAAGCUCUCCUCAAAGAUACUGGAGCUGUUCUUCCCAGAACCCAAUUGUCUUGACUCCUGGUGCCAGGGACAACAGCCACCAGGCUCUUAGUUCAGGCCACUUUCUUUCAGACUACUCCUGCCAGGUACGCAUGGUUACUGAGACGUACCCGGAAAAGGCACUGAUAGCCUCGGAAGCAGCUCCCCUGGACUGCCAGCUGGCUACUGUUUCGAAAUCGUUUGAUGAUCCCAAUCUGUCACGCCUGCAAAACAGUGUUUAUCAAGAUCAAGGCAAGAGCCACGAGAACACCAAUGACUUCCCUUGCGUGCCUUAUGUUCCAGAGAACUUGGAAAUGUUGCCGCAGCCUACUCCCUCGAAAUCACUUCCACUUAGCGAAGGCUUGGACUCUGCUGACAGUCAAGGUUCAUCACUGCCACUAGCUCGGCCCCAGUUCCAAGUACGUCUACCCGUUAAUUUUAUUCCUAAAAUAGGCACUACUAGUACGGGCCUUGACACCAAGCAGAAUUUACCAGAACCUCAGGCGCCUGGGAGUGUUACCGAGGAAAAUACCAGCCCUAGUACACAGAGUAGUCCUACUACUGGAACUCCCACUAAAACCGUGACCACUCCCCAAGAGAUCUCUACUUAUAGCUUGCUGAAUAGCCCCACUGCUCAGCUUAGUCUAUCAGCUCUUGCUGCCUUGAGUACUGGAGAGGCCACUGACACCAAAGCAACCGAUAAGCACACCAAGAAGACUCGUGUGCUUCAAGGACUUCAAUGGCCACAAAUAAUCAAACAGGCACGCUCCAAUGUCUACACCAUAGAAACCACAGAUACCAUGAAAGUGACUUUUAGGUUCCAAGAACGCAAAGCUUUCUAUGGACUCUACUGCUUCAGCCGAAAAUCGAGAGAAUAUCGCCUUCCAAUUUUCAGAAACCUUUUAACCAUGCUGCAGAUGUUGGCUUCGGAGGACUAUGAUACCCUGCUGGCAAUACCUGAAGAUCCCGCUGUAAAGGUUAUUAAUGGAGGGCAGUCUUACAUGGUAAUUUUGAAAAGGUUUGAGUCACGCCUUACCCUUCAUCAGUUGGCUUAUAUCCUAGGCUUGCAACUGUAUAGGGUAUGCCUUACAAGGCACAUAGAGGGAAUUGUGAUUCUGAUGUUUGAACAAGUUUGCAAAGUCGACUUGUCUACAAAGCGGUGGUGCAAGUUCAACAGGAAAGAGCGUGCAUUGAUGAUAACUCACGUCCACAAGCUAUCAAAAUAUUACUUCCCCACACUCAACCCUGAGCUACUAGAGAUCAUCAUGCGAAGGGCAUCAUAUUCUAAAGCACAGCUUGAACUCAAAACGAAGAGGUUGAAUCGCAGAAAGAUAGUUCACGAUAUACCACAGGCAUCUACCACCAAAAAGAAAGUUAAGACAUAG
Messenger RNA from Candidozyma haemuli, 1563 nucleotides. RefSeq lists its product as uncharacterized. Lineage: Eukaryota; Fungi; Ascomycota; Pichiomycetes; Serinales; Metschnikowiaceae. Bases 1 to 1563 code for a protein of 520 amino acids. The transcript has a single exon. The record is from RefSeq and is a predicted model, not a curated record.